AUGGAAGCUAAAGAGAUUAAAUCAACAGUUUCAAACUUAGAGAAAUCAUCAGAUGAUGUUACCAUUUUGAAAUUAUUGAACAUUUUAAAUGAUGGAGUUAAGCCAUCGGAAAAAUUGUUAAGGGAAACUAAAGUUGGGGUUGCAGUCAAUAAAUAUAGAACUAGUUCAAAUAAUGAAAUCAGUUCAUUAGUUAAAAAGAUGAUUAGAUCUUGGAGAGAUACUGUUCAAGCUGAAAAGAGUAAGAAAAAAACUGUAUCACCUGUCAAUUCACCAUCAAAAGAACCUCCUAAAGAAAAUAAAUUCCAUUCAGGUCCAAGAAAUCCUAAAAUUGAUGGGGUUAGCACUGAUGUUUAUGAUGAUUCUACCAGAAAUGCCUCCAUUACAGCUUUGUAUACUGCAUUAGCCAUUGAAAGAGGUGAUGAAGGUAAACACAUCCUUAAAGUAGCUACGGAAAUUGAAAAGGAAGUAUUCAGAGAUGAAUAUUCUAAAGUAAAUGAUUCUUAUAGAAACAAAUUAAGAACCUUCGUUAUGAAUUUGAGAAAUAAAAAGAAUCCUGAAUUAAGAGACAGAUUAUUAACUCGUCAAAUAGCUGCCGAAAAAUUUGUUAAGAUGUCACCAAAUGAAAUGGCACCAGAAGCUUUAAAGAAAGAAAUUGAAAAAUUACAUAAACAAAAUCUUUUCGAUGCUCAAGGAGCUACAGAAAAAAGAGCUGUCACUGAUAGAUUUACCUGUGGUAAAUGUAAACAUAAGAAAGUUAGUUAUUAUCAAAUGCAAACCAGAUCAGCUGAUGAACCUUUAACAACAUUUUGUACAUGUGAAAAUUGUGGUAAUAGAUGGAAGUUUUCUUAA
Molecule: messenger RNA, 849 nt
Organism: Yamadazyma jaroonii
Lineage: Eukaryota; Fungi; Ascomycota; Pichiomycetes; Serinales; Debaryomycetaceae
Source: the annotation of a GenBank genome assembly